GGUCAUGUCAUUGCUCGCACAUGCAAGCAGGAUAUUUAAAAUGUUUAUUUUAAACCGAUUUGUUGUCCCGCUAAGGACUUGUCAGAAGCUUACGAAGGCACACCGAUGGCACCAUACAAGUUUGACAAAUGAGUUGAUUCAAAACAUGGACAAAAAAGCAACAUGGGACAGAUUCUACACAGAAAAUGGAAGCAAAAGCAAAUUUAAACAUUUUGAGUGGUUCUUUGGAUUUCCCGCAGUCCAGGACUUCAUUCUUCCUGUAAUACAAACCAUGUCACAAUCCCACAGUGGCCCAUUACACAUUCUGGACAUGGGAUGUGGCACCUCCGCCCUAGGACCUUGUAUUUACAGAAACUCCCCAUGUGCUGUAAAGGUCACCUGUGUUGACAUCUCCCCAGUGGCCGUACGACUUCUGGAGGAACACACCGAUACCAAAUCAUCACAGCCACAGAACCCAUUGUCUGCUCUUUCCUUUCAAGAGAUGGACUGCACGCAGUUAACUGGACAGUUUGAGGCCAGAAGCUUGGAUUUGAUUUUGGACAAGGGAACAACAGAUGCUUUGGUCAGAUCUAAUGAAGGGCAAGUUAAGGCUGGUCAGAUAAUAAGGCAAUGUUUAAAGGUGCUGAGGCCAUCGGGAAGUCUCUUACAGUUCUCAGAUGAGGAUCCUGAUGCCAGGCUUGUAUGGCUGGAGAAAGAGGUUAGAGGAACGGAUAUGGCAGCAGAUGUGGGCGUUCAAGAAGUAGGGGAAUUGAGAGGAGUAACUUAUUUUUGCUAUCAGAUUAUAAUGCCACCCAUUUGAAAAUAUAACAUAUGCAAGUUACAAUUAAUGAUGAAGUACUUAACAAUAUCAAGGCAUUGAUAAUCAAAAGCUUGUGUACAUCAUUUGCAUCAGCUGAACAAAAUUGAAAUCACAAAAUGUUUUU
This is a messenger RNA of Paramisgurnus dabryanus, 923 nucleotides long. It is a transcript of the gene cskmt, whose product is annotated as citrate synthase lysine methyltransferase. The record is from RefSeq and is a predicted model, not a curated record. NCBI's taxonomy places the organism in Eukaryota, Metazoa, Chordata, Actinopteri, Cypriniformes, Cobitidae.